AUGGUCUUAUGCCUCGACGGUGCCUACCUCUACCGCACCCCCACCAAAGCCACCAUGUCCUUCACAGUCCAUCGACAGUCAGUUAUGCCAGAUCCUCACCCCCUAAAACAAACGACAGAGAGUGUCACUACACCUAACGUAGCAGUCUUGCCAAAUGGAGACCUCGGGAAGAGGGCAGGUGGAUGUGUUUAUCCUUCCUUAUGCAGCUCAAGAGCUCGUGGGCAGCUGGUGGCUGUGAGCCAGCCUGGGGUGUGUCGCUAUGGUUCUAGGUUGGAUUGCUGUUAUGGCUGGAGAAAGAACAACAAGGGCCACUGUGAAGCUAUCUGUAGACAUGGCUGCAAGUAUGGCGAGUGCAUGGGACCAAACAAGUGCAAAUGCUUUCCUGGAUUUACAGGGAAAACCUGUAAUCAAGAUCUGAAUGAAUGUGGACUGAAACCACGUCCCUGUGAACACAGAUGUAUGAAUACCCAUGGCAGCUACAAAUGCUAUUGUCUCAAUGGGUACAUGCUUAUGCCAGAUGGCAAAUGUGCAGGCUCUAGGACAUGUACCAUAGUAAAUUGCCAAUAUGGAUGUGAAGAGGUCCAAGAGGAGGUACGGUGUCUUUGUCCAUCAGGUGGCCUUCAGCUGGGACCGAAUGGAAGAACAUGCAUUGAUAUUGAUGAAUGUUCCACUGGCAAAGCUGUUUGCUCUUACAACCGCAGAUGCGUCAACACGUUUGGAAGCUAUUAUUGCAAGUGUCAGCUUGGUUACGAACUGAAAAAUGUCAGUGGCCAUUACAACUGUGUAGAUGUAAACGAAUGUGUGGCAAAUACACACAAGUGUAACGUCCAUGCAGAGUGCCUCAAUACACAGGGAUCCUUCAAAUGCAAAUGUAAACAGGGCUACCGAGGAAGUGGAUUUGAUUGUUCUGUUAUCCCUGAGAAGUCAGUGAAGGAAAUUCCAAGAAUCCCUGGAGCAGUUAAGGACACAAUUAAGAAACUUCUUGCACAUAAAAAUAGCGUGAAAAAACAUGAAGCAAUCAAGAAUGUGAUCCCAGAACCAGCCAUGACACCAGCUUCUAAGACCCACUUGCAGUCAUUCGACUAUAAGGGUGGUGUUUAUCUUGGUGAGAGCUAUGCUGAGGAAGAGACUGAAGUUACUAGAGAAGAGGAGACAGAAGAGGCAGAAGAGGAGAAAGAAGAUUUUGAGAAUCAGAUUGACCAUGAGCAAAGCCUUAGAGGAGAUGUCUUUUUUCCCAAGGUUAAAGAAGCAGCUGCCAUUGGUCCUCUUCUGGCCCAGAGGAAAGUUCCAGUAUCAACACUAGAGCGAGAAGUUGAUUGCAGCUUCAGUCGGGGGGUCUGCCACUGGAAACAAGAUACUGAUGACGACUUUGACUGGAAUCCUGCUGAUCGAGAUAGUGGUGAUGGUUACUACAUGGCAGUUCCAGCCUUUGUUGGGCACCAGAAGGAUAUGGGCCGUCUAAAACUUCUCCUUACUGACCUCAAACCAAAGAGCAGCUACUGCUUGAUUUUCAGUUACCGGCUUGCUGGUGAGAGAGUGGGAAAGCUUCGGGUGUUCAUGGCCAGCAAAAAAACUGCUCCUGUCUGGGAACAAAGCAAAGGAAAAGAUGAAAGGUGGAGAACUGGCAAAAUAGAAAUAUUUCAGGGGGCUGAAACAACCAACAGUAUCACCUUUGAAUCAGAACGUGGGAAGGGCAAAACUGGAGAAAUUGGAGUGGAUAAUGUUAUACUAGCUUCUGGUCUUUGCCCCGAAGAGACCUGAUAAUCGAGAUUUCAGUAUGUUGUUUUCAAUCCUAUUUUAAUAUUUGCCUUACUAGUCGUGCAUUUUUUAUCGUUCUCUAGAUAAAAAACAAAAACGAAAAACAAAACCAAAAACUGUGCCUUGAACUUAAUGCAGCAAUGCAAACAGAAAAACUGACAUGUGCAAGAUGCAGAAUAUCCUUAUUGGUAUAUCUUUUUAUAUGAAUUAUUCUAAUACAUGUUUUGAGUGUAGCACUACUGUAUUUUUUCAUUCAAGAUCAGGGUUUAUAAAGUAUUAAAAUACUUUCCUAGCCUUUCUACAGUCGGUAAGCUUUUAUUCCUUGAAGUUCUUCUCAAGACUAUUUUUAAGUCUUCUAUUUCAUUUCUUCUACUUCACAAAAAUUUAAAGCAGUAUUUAAGACGUUGUUACCAUGUCAGGUGAUGUAACUUUAACUUCCUACUUAGUGUGUAGAUAUUAAAUCUAUUCAACAAGUAAGAGGAAAGAGAGGAGGUUUUCUUCCUCCUCUGUGGAGGUAAGCAAGUUCUAAGUGGAAUG
Molecule: messenger RNA, 2295 nt
Organism: Struthio camelus australis
Lineage: Eukaryota; Metazoa; Chordata; Aves; Struthioniformes; Struthionidae
Source: RefSeq, a predicted model, not a curated record